Messenger RNA from Angiostrongylus costaricensis, 5310 nucleotides. NCBI's taxonomy places the organism in Eukaryota, Metazoa, Nematoda, Chromadorea, Rhabditida, Metastrongylidae. The record is from the annotation of a GenBank genome assembly.
AUGACGGUGAUGGAUGCAUGUAUUGCUUUACCCCUAGCUGUACUUCCUGAAGGAAAAGCCAGACUCCUUCUUGGCUUGGGAGACCCUGCUGGUGGGAUGGAGGAAAUGGGAUUCGUUGAUGCUGCUGCAUGCAAAGGGUGUGCACCACCAUGUGUAUGUCCGGGACAGAAAGGCGAAAAGGGCGGCAUCGGAUUCCCUGGCGAAAUAGGUUAUCCUGGAGCGCCUGGACUGGAUGGACCCGAAGGAUCACCUGGUGCACCAGGAAUGAUCGGAGCUGAAGGUGAUUACGGUGACGUCGGUCCGAAAGGAAUGCGUGGUGACAGGGGUCUCCCAGGAGCUCCCGGACAUCCAGGUCUUCCUGGACUCGACGGACUUCCAGGACUUAAGGGAGAGGAAGGGAUUCCAGGAUGCAAUGGAACUGAUGGUUUUCCGGGACGACCUGGGAUAGCAGGUCCUCCAGGGCCACCUGGUCCACCUGGCGCACCGGGAAGACCCGGACUUCCAGGACCACCAGGAGAAGGAGGAAUAAAUUCUGUAGGCCGAAAAGGAGCGAAAGGAGAAACAGGUCGACCCGGUAUUCCCGGUCUACCUGGACGUGAUGGUUUGACCGGAAUGAAGGGUUGGAAAGGUGACCCUGGUCCACACGGUCCACCAGGUUUUCCCGGACCUCCUGGUCAGAAAGGACGCAUGGGUGCUCGUACACCUGGUGUGAAAGGCGAAAAGGGAUUACAAGGACCACCUGGUUUACCCGGACCACCUGGAACGUUUCCUGGAGCUUCUGCACCGGAAGAAAUUGAGGUUCUCCAAGGACCGGUGGGACCCCAAGGUGUAAAAGGAGAAAAAGGUCGCGAAGGACCAAUUGGACCUCCUGGAAUGAUGGGUGUGAAUGGCCCCGACGGUUACCCUGGACUGAAAGGACAGAAAGGAGACCCAGGAGACGCCGGAAACAGAGCAAGAAAAGACGGAGUGCACGGCCAAUUCGGUGAGAAAGGAUCUCAAGGAGAACGGGGCCUUCCAGGACUUCCUGGGUAUCCAGGACCUAAGGGAGAAGCGGGAGAACCGGGAUAUCCUGGACGACCAGGAAUCGAAGGAGAUGUUGGGCCUCCGGGUCCCUUUGGAGAAGGUCACGGCGCUGCUGGUGUGCGCGGACUUCAAGGACUGGAUGGAGUCCCUGGACCUAAAGGACUACCGGGAAAAGAUGGAUUGCCUGGACCUGUUGGUUUAAGAGGGCCCGUAGGUGCACCUGGUCCCCAAGGACCUCCUGGACUGGAUGGCUUGCCUGGAUAUUCAGAAAGAGGAGAUCGUGGAGAUGACGGCUACCCAGGACGCCCCGGUGAGCCCGGUAUUCCAGGAGAAGAAGGAGAUUGUGGUCCACCUGGUGAAGAUGGAUUACCUGGCUACGACAUCCAAGGGCCACCUGGGAACGAUGGCAUACCCGGAAGAGAUGGAUACCCGGGAAUUCCCGGCAUCGUAGGAGAGCCGGGCUACCCUGGAGAAAAAGGAUUCCCGGGAAAUGGAGUGAAGAAAGUAGGACCACCUGGACAAAUUGGUCUCAUUGGACCUCCGGGAGAAAAUGGUCGAAUUGGGAUCGAUGGACCACCAGGAAUUCCCGGAGAAAAAGGACCUAAAGGCGAUGACUGUGGUUACUGUCCAGACGGGCUACCUGGUAUGAAGGGAGAACCGGGGCUACCAGGAAUUGACGGAUACCCAGGACAUCCCGGUCCUGAUGGCGAGAGUGGUGAGUGUGGAUUAAAAGGACAGCCAGGAAAACCAGGACUACCAGGACCAGAUGGACUUCCUGGUUCUGUUGGACUACCAGGAAUACCUGGUUACCCAGGUUUGAAAGGCGAAGCAGGUGAAAUCAUCGGUCCAAUGGAGAAUCCGCCAGGAGUCGAUGGACCAAAAGGAGAACGAGGAAUUCCCGGUUUAUCGGGAAGACAAGGGAAUCCUGGUCUUGACGGAAUUCCUGGUCUACCAGGCCCUGAUGGCUUGCCAGGAUACCCAGGAGAAAAGGGUCUGCUUGGUAUUGACGGGAAGCGAGGCAGAGAUGGGCAGAUUGGCCUCCCCGGUCUCCAGGGUCCACCUGGAGACAGUUAUCCAGGACAGCCAGGUUUUCCUGGACAAAAGGGCUUGAGUGGAGAUGCCGGAUACCCUGGAUUGCCCGGAUCGAUGGGACCACCAGGACCUCCUGCUCCGCAAGAGUUUUCCCAAGGAAAGCCAGGAUCCGAUGGCCUUGAUGGAGCGCCAGGAUUAAAAGGAGAAAGAGGUGUUGACGGAUUGCCUGGAUUGCCCGGACAGCCAGGAAGUCAAGGAUACCCUGGAUUACCUGGAGAAAGAGGAGAUAAUGGUCUCCCUGGAUUUCCAGGUCUUCAAGGGAAACCAGGAUUGAGAGGUCUCCAGGGCGACGCGGGCUUAAACGGCGAAGAAGGAGAUUGUGGUGAACAAGGGGCAGAUGGUUUACCUGGCCUUCCUGGAUUUCCAGGAGAAAAAGGAGAACCUGGCUAUGGAUACCCAGGAGCUGCUGGUUAUCCUGGUCCUAAAGGAGAACAAGGCGACAUGGGCUUUCCGGGACAAAAUGGCGUACAAGGAAUGCCGGGUCUCCCAGGACCGCCCGGCUAUCCUGGAGAGCCCGGAACACCUGGUCUGGAUGGACCACCUGGACCUGAUGGAUUCCCCGGAGAGAAAGGACUGACCGGCAUUGAUGGAAAGCGUGGACGUCCCGGAUUACAAGGGCCUUCUGGCUUUCCGGGAUUGCCUGGUCUGAAAGGAGAAGCAGGUCUUCCUGGAUUAAACGGAGCACCAGGAUCUUCCGGCCCACCUGGGGACAUGGGCGAACCUGGAUACCCUGGAGAACCAGGACCUCGUGGAGCGGACGGAAUUCCCGGCGAAGAUGGUUUGAUAGGGUUUCCGGGUUUACGCGGAAUGCCUGGCGACAACGGAUUACCAGGUGCUGCAGGACUACCUGGAGAAGAUGGAGAUAACGGUAUCGACGGUAUUCCCGGACUACCAGGACCACCAGGAGAGGAAGGAUUACCUGGACGACCAGGUCUUAAUGGUGCUCCAGGAUUAAAGGGGGAAAUGGGUGAACCGGGAUUACCCGGUACUCGCGGUUAUCCCGGCGAACCAGGAACUCUUGCACACUCAGGACCUCCUGGUGAUGUCGGUUAUCCAGGACCAGAAGGACCUACUGGUUUGCCGGGUCUGGACGGUGUCCCCGGAUUAAAGGGAGAAGUAGGUGAACCCGGUGACAGUUACCCAGGGUUGCCGGGUGCUCCCGGCCCUGAAGGAACACCUGGUUACGACGGCACAGACGGAGCUCCAGGACAACCGGGUCAUCCUGGGCUCACCGGAAUUCCCGGAAUCAAAGGAGAGAGUGGCGAACCGGGCUACCCUGGCGCACCCGGAGCAGAUGGAUUACCUGGUGUACCUGGAGUCGAAGGAGACUGCGGAGACGAUGGAUUGCCAGGCUUGCCUGGCCUACCAGGGCCUCCGGGAUUCCCAGGACCAGAAGGACAAAAAGGAUACCCGGGUUUGAGUGGAGAUGCUGGCCUACCAGGUCUUCCUGGUGCCCCAGGAUUGGCUGGCUUGAAAGGCGAAAGAGGUGACGUAGGUCUACCUGGAUACAAUGGAGUGCCAGGAGAAGUCGGACCUCCCGGUGACAUGGGUAUGCCUGGAGCUCCGGGUCCUAAAGGUGAUCUAGGAUUGCCUGGACGUGAAGGACCACCUGGUUUCAAAGGAGAGAGAGGAGAGUCAGGGCUUCCUGGCUAUCCUGGAAAGGACGGAUUGCCUGGACCAAUAGGUCCUCCUGGAGAAGAGGGCUAUCCAGGACCGCCUGGAAAAGACAGUUAUGGACAACCAGGCGGAGUUGGAGAACCUGGUUUGCCAGGUUUAGAUGGUUUACCUGGAAGUCCUGGACCACUUGGUGAGCGAGGAGAUGGUGGACUCCCUGGAACACCCGGCCCUUCAGGACUGCGUGGAGAACCUGGUAUUCCAGGAAUUCAAGGUGAAGUGGGACUGAUGGGAAUCGAUGGAAAAAGAGGCCACGACGGAGCACCAGGAGCGCCUGGUUUGCCCGGUCUAGAUGGUAUUCCUGGGGCGCCCGGCGAUUGCGGUGACGAUGGUCUACCAGGAGAACUAGGGCGUAGCGGACCUCCAGGAUUCCCGGGAGGACGAGGAGAACCUGGUGCACAAGGGUAUCAAGGACAACGUGGUGAAAACGGUCUUCCUGGUUUACCAGGAAUUCCUGGAGUUAAGGGAGAUCGCGGUGAUGACGGUCUUCCCGGCUUACCUGGAAUCGAUGGUCUCCCUGGUCGAGAAGGAGCUCCUGGAAUACCUGGGCCACAAGGAAUCGUAAGAGCCGGUGACAAAGGAGAACCAGGAGAACCAGGUUGGCCAGGAGAAAAAGGGUAUCCUGGAUUGAAAGGAGAUAACGGUCUUCGUGGACCACCAGGUAAAGCCGGGUAUCCAGGAGCACCUGGACUGGCUGGUGUACCUGGACUUCCAGGAUUACCCGGGCUCAAAGGAGAAGUUGGGCAACCAGGAAUUAUUGGCAACACUGGUCGUCCAGGUCAGCUUGGAAGUCCAGGACUUCCGGGACUACCAGGUGGCCCGGGACCAUGGGCUCCGUCAAGGGGCUUCACGUUCACUAAGCAUUCUCAAAGCACACAGAUUCCGCAUUGCCCUGAUGGAGCGACACCACUAUGGACCGGCUACUCACUUCUCUAUGUGCAAGGAAAUGGCAGAUCCAGUGGACAGGACCUUGGUCAACCGGGAUCUUGCCUGUCGAAAUUCAACACGAUGCCGUUUAUGUUCUGCAAUCUGAAUAGCGUAUGCCACGUGUCGAGCAGAAAUGACUACUCGUUCUGGUUGAGCACUGAAGAACCAAUGACACCUAUGAUGAAUCCGGUUUCCGGUACCGCCAUUCGGCCGUACAUCUCACGCUGUGCCGUCUGUGAGGUUCCAACACAGAUCAUUGCUGUUCAUUCACAGGAAACUACUAUUCCGCCAUGUCCAGUUGGAUGGAGAGGAUUAUGGACCGGAUACUCAUUUAUUAUGCACACCGCAGCUGGUGGUGAAGGUACUGGUCAGUCCCUACAGUCACCUGGUUCUUGCCUGGAAGAGUUUCGUGCAGUUCCAUUCAUCGAAUGUCAUGGCCGAGGCACAUGCAAUCACUACGCCACUAAUCAUGGAUUCUGGCUUGCUAUUGUCGAUAAUGACAAACAGUUUCGCAAGCCGAUGUCCCAAACGCUCAAAGCGGGAGGCUUGAAAGAUCGUGUGUCGCGUUGUCAAGUCUGUUUGAAAGGUCGAUAA